AUGUACCAAAGUGCUUGUAGUGCAGCGGCCGGCGGAUGUUCCGAACCGGAGCGUCACGAUCGGGACGGGUUGAUAACGCACGAAACGGCAGUAGCUCCGGUCGAGCACGAUUACAGCGGCUUCGAUAUCGUGAAGGCAACACAGUACGGUGCGAUAGCACGCGUCAAGGAACUGAUCGAGGCGGGCUGGGAUGUGAACCAGCCGGACAGUGAAACCGUAACGCUGCUGCAUUGGGCCGCAAUUAACAAUCGUAAAGAUAUCAUCAAAUAUUUCCUCGACAAGGGUGCGAUAGUGGAUGCGGUCGGGGGCGAGCUAAGCGCUACACCGUUGCAUUGGGCCACAAGACAGGGUCAUCUGGGGGCGGUGGUACUGUUACUGGCGGCUGGCGCUGAUCCGAGUCUACGGGAUGCGGAAGGCUGCUCGUGCAUACAUCUGGCCGCCCAGUUCGGACACACGGCACUGGUGGCGUACUUUAUAGCGCGGGGUGUGAAUCCCGAUUUGCAGGAUCGUGGUGGUAUGACGGCACUGAUGUGGGCCGCGUGGAAGAUAUCCGCUCUCGAUCCGGUCCGAUUGCUACUGACGCUUGGCGCUAAUCCGAGUCUGGCGGACCAUACGCAUGGCAAUACGGCACUGCACUGGGCCAUCCUGGCGCGUAACGUAACCGCCAUCAGUACGCUGGUGUUGAAGGGUAAGGCAAACAUGGAGGUGCCGAAUCUGCGCGGUGACACACCACUCACGAUGCUACAACCGCACCUCGGCUCGAUCUGGAUUGGCACGAAGGUGUCCGAUCGGAUCCGGGAGCUGACGCAGCAAUCACACCGCCGUAACCCGCUCGUACGGUUGACGCUCGACAAGCGGUUCCGCUGGUGGAGCAUGAUAGCGACACCGUUUCUGGUGUUUUAUCUGGUCGGGCUGGUGUUUUGUGCCGAUACGCAGAUCAUCAUUAAGAUUUUCCUGCUCGCCUGUCUGUACAGUGUGUCCUACACGAUGGGGCAGCAUCUGUUCGACGAGAAUCUAAUGGCACUGUUGCCGCUCAGCGUGUAUAUGGCCACCAAGCUGUGGUUUUACGUUACCUGGCUGACAUAUAUCGCACCAACCGUAUCGUUCCUCGCAUCGAUGGCGUUCCUUGCUUGCAGUGCCGGGUUGUGGGUUUGUUUCCUGAAGUCUUGGCGUGGUAAUCCGGGCGUAAUUCAGCCAACACAAGAGCAACGGUUUAGGACCAUCAUUGAACUUUCGGAGCGUGGAGCAAGUGGCUUUGAACCGUCGGCUUUCUGUUCCGCCUGUCUGGUCCGUCGACCGGUACGUUCGAAGCACUGUUCGGUGUGUGAUCGAUGCGUGGCCCGGUUCGAUCAUCAUUGUCCUUGGGUGGGCAAUUGUAUCGGUGCUAAAAAUCACAAAUACUUUAUGGGAUUCUUGUGGAUGCUUCUGAUCAUGUGUGGCUGGAUGCUUUACGGAGGGUCUAAUUUCUACGUGCAAACGUGCUCUAUCAACAUGGAUGAUGGUUUAUGGUCAGCACUUCAGGCGAUUGGUUCCUGCAAUCCUUGGGUCGGCUGGGUGAUGGGAAAUGCGCUGCUUCACAUGUCCUGGGUUACGGUGUUAACCAUCUGCCAGAGCUACCAGGUUGUCUGUCUCGGUAUGACGACCAACGAGCGCCUAAACCGUGGCCGUUAUCGUCACUUCCAGGCCAAGGGUGGUAAGAGCCCGUUCAACCGUGGUCCACUGAAAAAUCUGUUCGAUUUCCUCGAGUGCAGCUGUUUUGGGCUAGUGCAACCGCAACAUACGGAUUGGAUGCAAUUUUUUGAGUUCGAUAAGCACGUCGAACACGAACCACUGUUGCGACCCGAUAACUUUCAGUACGUCUGAGUUCAGCUUAGCAGCAGCAGCAGCAGGGCAGCCGUUGAUUCCGCCGACCGGCAACCGGAACUACCGGAAGCGUCCACCGAAUCCGGAACGCGAGCUGGCAACGUUGCUGAGGAACGAAACCAUCAGCACGAUGCUGAAGUGUGGCCGAAAAUCGAAACUGUUUUAGUGGCAUCG
Molecule: messenger RNA, 2037 nt
Organism: Anopheles maculipalpis
Lineage: Eukaryota; Metazoa; Arthropoda; Insecta; Diptera; Culicidae
Gene: Hip14
Product: palmitoyltransferase Hip14
Exons: 4
Coding region: 1-1863 (620 amino acids)
Biological process (GO): protein palmitoylation
Cellular component (GO): Golgi membrane
Molecular function (GO): palmitoyltransferase activity; protein binding
Source: RefSeq, a predicted model, not a curated record